GAUUGAGGCAGUGAAUUCCAAGUGUGCUUCUCUUGAGAAAACUAAACAGAGGCUCCAGAGUGAGGUGGAGGACCUCAUGAUUGAUGUGGAGAGAGCCAAUGCUCUGGCUGCCAACCUGGACAAGAAGCAGAGGAACUUCGACAAGGUCUUGGCAGAGUGGAAACAGAAGUAUGAGGAGGGUCAGGCAGAGCUUGAAGGAGCUCAGAAGGAGGCUCGUUCUCUUGGCACUGAGCUGUUCAAGAUGAAGAACUCUUAUGAGGAAGCUCUGGAUCACCUUGAGACCAUGAAGCGUGAAAACAAGAACCUCCAGCAGGAGAUCUCAGAUCUGACUGAACAGAUUGGUGAGACUGGCAAGAGUAUCCAUGAAAUAGAGAAGGCCAAGAAGCAGGUGGAGACAGAGAAGUCUGAGAUCCAGACAGCUCUUGAAGAGGCUGAGGUACAAUACUGCUGCUAUGAUGGCUGA
Messenger RNA from Larimichthys crocea (large yellow croaker), 463 nucleotides. RefSeq names its product myosin heavy chain, fast skeletal muscle-like. Gene Ontology annotation, cellular component: myosin complex. The record is from RefSeq and is a predicted model, not a curated record. NCBI's taxonomy places the organism in Eukaryota, Metazoa, Chordata, Actinopteri, Sciaenidae. The transcript has 4 exons. Bases 77 to 463 code for a protein of 128 amino acids.